This is a messenger RNA of Tigriopus californicus, 1759 nucleotides long. RefSeq names its product acid sphingomyelinase-like phosphodiesterase 3b. The transcript has 7 exons. The coding region runs from base 61 to 1704 and encodes 547 amino acids. The record is from RefSeq and is a predicted model, not a curated record. Gene Ontology annotation, molecular function: hydrolase activity. NCBI's taxonomy places the organism in Eukaryota, Metazoa, Arthropoda, Copepoda, Harpacticoida, Harpacticidae.
GAGCACUCGGAGCACUUUCCUUCCUUGAAGAGAUGAGUUUCUGAGACUGAGAAACGUUCAAUGAAAGAAAGCUCGUUGUCUCGUCUCCCAUGGGGUUAUUUGUGGAGGGAAGAAAUGCAUUACAUCCCUACAUCCAGGAUUGGCCUUGACAAAGCAAUCGACGUUAUUUUUAUGCUUUCAACAGAUGUGAUAUCAACCACAACAAUCUUAUUGAACGAUCUCGACAUGAGUUUUAGUUGUAAAAUAUGUGGUUUAUUCAUUUUGUCAUCGUUGAUUACCACGGUUUGGACGGGCGGUAUUGGAUAUUUCUGGCACGUUUCUGACCUCCAUUUGGACGUAAAUUUCACAAUUCAGGACCCCAACGUGUUACUGAAUGUACCUCAUUCGGAAAAUAACCGCGAUUAUUAUCUGGGCGAAUACGACUAUGAGACUUGUUGGGAAAAGGGAGGGAGCGGUAAAUAUGGGGAUUACAAUUGUGAUUCUUCCUUGGAAUUGGUCAAAUCUGCCAUGAACUUCAUCAAAGCCCACUCUGAUACCCUCGGCAAUGAUGUAAAAUUCAUUCUUUGGACUGGGGAUGACACGUCUCAUGCAGAAAAUGAGCAUUUCGAUGAGGAUCUUGUGGUUCAUGUGAUGGGCAUUCUCACUGAACAACUGAAGGGAACGGGCAUUCAGGUGUAUCCUGUUUUGGGCAAUCAUGAUUUCCAUCCAAAGAAUCAAGCACCUAACAAUCCAGCAGGACUAAUUUACCAGGAAUCCGCAGACUUGUGGAAGCAAUGGUUAGUGGGGGAGCCCAUUGCUGAGUACAAGGCUAAUGGUGGAUUUUAUCAAGUGGGUCCGGAUGCUCAACAGCAUUUGCCAUUUAAGUUAAUUGCCCUGAACACAAAUAUUUAUAAGCUGAAAAACCAUUUCACCGAGGGCAUCCAAGAUCCUCUUGGACAAUUCGAAUGGCUCGAAUCUCUCUUGAAGAAAGCGGAAUCAGAUCAAACCAAAGUCAUCCUUUUUGCGCACAUUCCUCCGGGCAAAUUUGAGCGGUUCUAUCAAUACAUGGAGGAAGAAGACCAAUACGGAUUUCAUUGGUUUACUCCGACUUUCAACCAGAAGUACUUAGAGCUCUUGGAUAAAUACUCACACGUGAUAUCUGCUCAGUUCUAUGGUCAUCACCACACCGAUGCCUUGAAAAUGAUUAGUGCCAAUAACGGAACACCAACCUCAUUCGGACUUCUGGCCCCGGCGGUCACCCCAUGGAUUUCGACUUUGGCCCCGGAAACUGGUGGGAAUAACCCCGGCUUGAGACUCUUCAAAUAUGACAUGGAUACUGGAGAGAUCCUUGAUUAUGAUCAAUUCUGGCUAAACUUGGCCAAAGCCAAUGCCGAUAAUGUCCCGGAAUGGAAGAUGGAAUACUCGUUUCUGGAAUAUUAUGGAUUACAAGGAACGAUUGACCUGAACCUAAUGUUGGAGCUUACCAAGAAGAUUAGAGAUGAUGUCCAGACAUUUGAACGUUAUUACUCUGCCAAUUCGGUCCAAUUUGACACAGACUGUGACCAAACCUGCCGUCGAUAUCACUUGUGUGCGAUCUUUGAGCAGGAUUAUUCACAAUUUGAAGACUGCGUGUCGAACUCCAGCCGAAAUCUAUCUUCGAACACAUCUACUUAUAUCUUUUUGUUUUUCCUAUACACCCUGCCAAACUGCAGACAAUGGACAUGAGGCAAGUUCAUGGGUUGAAUAUCAAUGUUGGCAAAAGAAUAAAUCUUUACCCGUA